Lachancea sp. 'fantastica' is the source of this 2175-nucleotide messenger RNA. The record is from the annotation of a GenBank genome assembly. Lineage: Eukaryota; Fungi; Ascomycota; Saccharomycetes; Saccharomycetales; Saccharomycetaceae.
AUGUCUGAAACAUCGGAAGAUCCGCUUCAUAAAUUCGAGGCUCAGUUUCAGAGCUUUGUGAAGAACAAUCCUAAUGUGGCCUCAGCAGCCCACGGUGCCUCACAAAUUCCGGAAUCGGCUAAAGCAGUGGUGGUUUUGUCGCCAUUAUCCUUGCAACACCAAUUCCCCCGGCAUUGGGUAUCCAAAUCGUACCGCAAAACCAUCGUGGAGCGACCAGAACGGCUGCUGGCAUGCUCGAUGGGUGUCGCAGCAGCCAUUACCAUGUAUCCAGCCCUGUUCACGCUAAAAUCAUCGCAUACCCGGCAAACCUCGUUACUGGCAGACCAUGUCCUUAAAGUGCACGGCAGAGACUGGCCUGAAGAGCUGCUGCGAUUAUGCCGAAACUCCCAAAAGGCCCUGGACCGGGGCGAAGUAGAAGUUCCUGAAUCCUGGAAUGUGGGUGAUAUAUAUUUGUCGCGUCAAACCAUCGGGGCACUUCAGGGUUCUAUUGGAGCGCUUGAAGUUGGCGUCGACUCCAUUUUUCAGGGUCGAUCGGUAGAAGAAACCAGCAACCGUGCAUUUGUCGCUCUAAGGCCCCCAGGACAUCACUCUCAUGCCACAACCCCAUCGGGCUUUUGUUUGUUGAACAACGCACACAUCGCAAUCGAAUAUGCAGCAGAUACGUACGGAGUCACUCACGCUGUUGUGCUAGACUUUGAUUUGCACCAUGGGGAUGGUACACAGGACAUUUGUUGGAAAAGAGCAGGAUUCAAGCCGGAUGAGGGCGCUGAGGCGGGUGCUGAGUAUAAUGAGUUCGGUAAGAAAUUUGCAGAAUACCCCAAAGUCGGCUAUUUUUCGCUUCACGACAUUAACUCAUUCCCAUCGGAGCUUGGAUACGCGACCAAGGAAAACAUAAGGAACGCUUCGACGUGUAUCAUGGAUGCACACGACGUGAACAUCUGGAAUGUUCACUUGCAGCGUUUUGAUUCUGAUGAGGCCUUUACCAAGUUAUACCAAACCAAAUACAGAACAAUUUUUGCUAAAGCCGACGAAUAUUUCAGAACGGCAAAGCACACUAUGAAGGCUUUGGGCAAGCCUUUCAAAGGUUUGGUUGUUGUGAGCGCGGGGUUUGAUGCUUCGGAGUUUGAACAAGCUUCAAUGCAAAGACAUGGCGUAAACGUGCCAACUUUCUUUUACAAUAUGUUUACCAAAGAUGCGCUAAAGCUCGCCCAAAUGCAUACACACGGUAAAGUGCUGUCUAUUUUGGAAGGCGGUUAUUCGGACGGGGCCAUUGCGUCUGGGGUUUUUUCGCAUUUGAUUGGACUCCAAAAUCAAAAUUGGAUUAACGAAUGGGGCUCUUCGCAAGUAAUCAAGGAGAUUGUGCGCGGUUGCAAACCGGCAUGGAAACCGUACAAGAGCAAGCGAUCCCGGGAUGUUAUUCGCAUUUGGGCGGAAGAAGUGAUUAAAUUAGGUCGCUCGAUGAUUCCUGAAUUUGAAGAAAUUUUGUUCCAGGCAGAAGUGGUCGAUACCAAUCUGGAUUCUGGGAAACGGAUGACCAGAUCAAGAAAGACAACAAUUCCAGCGGCGCAUCCAGCCACCGUAAUAGAGACGCCUGUCUCACUGCCCCGCAGUGAGACGCCAACGCCAGACGACAAACGGUAUAUCAGUAAACAGCAGGUCGCAACCGUUCCGGAAGCGACACAUGCGAAGAACGUGCCGUUCGUGCAGCAAGAGUUGGGCAGCGACGAGGACGAAGACGAAGACGACGAUUACGAGUACGACGAGGAACUCAACAAGACGUUCAAUCGCACAGUGGAGGAUAUCACGAUCGACGAUAUCUCGCGGCAUCUGGAGAGUUUGGACAUCGAGCAACCAGCGCCGCCGCCGUCGUCGUCGAGCAGCUCUUCCCAAAGUGGUGGAUCGCGUCCGCAUACAAGAUCCUCUGCAGCCCGCCACGAUGAAGCGACGGCAACAUCGUCGUCGUCUGGUUCUUCUGGCUCGACCCACGAUGCACGGCGGCCGGUAUCGUCGUCCAGUGCAAACAGCUACAAGAUCCCCUCUGGUUCAACCACGCGGCAUCUGCGCAACAGUCGUACUUCGCGCUUGAUGAACUUUGACGACAGCGACAUAUCGAUGGUCUCGCACAUCUCCACGGCCAAGGGCCACACCACACGCAGCGGAAACACCAAGUGGUGA